Micromonas pusilla CCMP1545 is the source of this 723-nucleotide messenger RNA. RefSeq lists its product as uncharacterized. The transcript has a single exon. Lineage: Eukaryota; Viridiplantae; Chlorophyta; Mamiellophyceae; Mamiellales; Mamiellaceae. Bases 1 to 723 code for a protein of 240 amino acids. Gene Ontology annotation, cellular component: membrane; endomembrane system. The record is from RefSeq and is a predicted model, not a curated record.
AUGGCGAAGCCGUGGAGCGGGAUCCCCCCGGGCGCGACGUCGGGCGCGACGGACGUCCCCGUGUACGACGACGAGCUGAAGGUGAAGGACGGCGAGAAGAGCGCCGAGCUGUGGCUGGCGAUCGCGGGGGAAGUCUUCGACGUCGGCGCCGGCGCGAAGCACUACGGCCCGGGCGGGAGCUACCACGGCUUCGUCGCGCGCGACGCCACGCGCGCGUUCGUGACGGGGAAAUUCGACGACGACGAGAACCUGCGACCGGGCUUGGACGGGCUCGAGCCGCGCGCGCGCGUCGUCGUGGACGACUGGCUCAAGUUUUACCGCGACGGAAAGACGCACGCGCAUCGAUACCGCCGCGUCGGCGUGCACGCGGGAGGGCUCUACUACGACGUGAACGGCGCGCCGACGAAGCACAAGCUCGAGCUCGUGAAGACCGCGUCGGCGGUUCGGAAGCGCGUGGAGAGAGAAGCGGAGGAGGCGCGGGCGAGGGCGGCGGUGUUUCCAAACUGCGACGCGAGGUGGAGCGCGGAGGCGGGCGGCGAGGUGUGGUGUCCGGAUGGGACGUCGCAUCCGCGGCGAGAGGUGUCGUUCGGGGUGCGCGAGGACGACGGGACGGGGACGGGGCGGAAGACGCGAUGCGCGUGUUUUCCGGACGAGUCGUUCAGCGACGUGAGGCAGCUGUACCCGGGGUGCGAGGCGACCGCGACGCGGUGUAAGACGUCUUAG